AUGACCAGAGAAACGGCGGCGGAGGAAAACGCAACCUCCUACUUCCCCCUACUUGAUCGGAUCGCCGAUGGUGCCUUCGAUGAUAUAGUGACUGAUAAAGAGCUCUACGAUCGAUUCUUGCAAAUCGUGCGAAAUGAUGGACAUCUUACGACCCCUGAGGGUCUCGCCUCAUUCAAGUUGUCCCUGGCGAUUCGGUCCGCGGCUCCUAGGAUUCAGGCUCAUUACCAGUACUACAAUACUUCCGUUGAACCGUCGUUGAUGGUUGCUCAGGAUACCGUUUGUCCUGUAUGGGUACAUUCAGAUGGGAAACAAUACUGUUCUUCAACGAUGGAGCGUGCGCAGCAGGAUGCGGGGGAAGUAGACCCUCGAGAGCUUCCGUUUGAUCGAAUUUUCGGGGAUCUUUCUUCACCUCCCGCAGUUCUCUAUGCCGAUGUUGCGUCGCCCAUGUUUAAAGAGUUUCACCAGAGUUUGAGUGCUCUUGCUAAGGAAGGCUUCGUUUCAUACCGUGUUAGAUAUCGUCCUCCUCAGCAUUGGAGUCCGCGGCCGCUAUUUGUCGCAGGUUAUGGAGUCGAGCUUGCUUUGAAACGAACAGACUACAUCGUUAUCGAUGACAGAGAUGCCGAGCAGCGUGAUAAGAAAGAUUCCAAGGCCGACGCUGACGAAAACUCAGCAGCGCAGGAUGAUUCUCUCGAUGACUUGAAACCUCUCUCCUCAUCCGAGGUCUCCCGGCUAGGCUUAAAUACCGCUGGUUACGUGAUGGAUAGCAAGGAUCCUUUGGAAGCUCUCUUGAAAGUUACACAAGACUUCCCUAAGUAUUCCCCUAGGAUUGCUGCCCACAAUACGUCAGCUUUAUUACUGAAAGAAAUUCGCUUCAAUCGAGCGAAUAUGUUUCCUCCGGGCUUUAACAUUUUGUGGAUCAAUGGUGCGCAGGUCGAUCCUCGGCGAACCGAUGCAUUUUCCCUGGUUGAUCAGCUGCGUCGUGAGAGGAGGUUGGUAGAGAAAUUUAAGGACCUGGGGUUAUACGCCAAGGAAGCCGUUAGCUUUCUGUCUCACAGGUCUAUUGGACUGGCUCAAGCAAACGAUGCCCUGCCACGUUACGAUUACCGGGAUGAUACUGAGGGCGGCAAUGUCAUCAUAUGGCUGAACGAUUUGGAGAAGGACACGAGAUAUGAGUCGUGGCCUAGUGACUUAGAUUCGUACCUUCAGCGAUCAUACCCGGGCCAACUCCCCUCAGUUCGUCGCGAUUUACACAACGUCGUUUUCCCUGUCGAUCUGACUAACCCCAAAGACGUGGAAUUAGUGAUCCAGACCAUCCAAAUCUUUAUCAAGAGACAAAUUCCGAUUCGGUUCGGCAUAGUUCCCACAGCUUUCUCUCCGGGUUCCCUCGAACAGGCCAAAAUUGCUCACUACCUCCAGGAAGCCUUUGGAUUAAGCAGCUUGAUACAGUAUCUGCAAGAGUCCGCAUCUAGGAACAAGAUAGCUGCCCCGGAUAAGUCCAGUUUUAAAUCCGUGGCAAAGGCUCGCGAUGUACGCGCCGGCAAGGAGUCUCUUUCCUUUGAAGAGAUCUUGGCGAAUGAUGAAUUGGAUGUCAUAGUAUCUCGCACAGUCGAUUACCAGACUCGGCUAGGUAUUUCCGAUGGAGCGCCUAAUUUCUUCGCCAACGGUAUUGCUCUUACUCGUGUCGAUAAUUGGGUCCAAGAUCUCAGUCAGCAAAUCAGUAAAGACCUGCACCUCGUUCAGCAAGCAAUUGUGGACGGAAAUGUCGAGGAAAAUACGUGGCUUCCGGGCUUUCUCAUAUCUGGCGCGUUUGAACGGCGCAACAGUUUGAUCAUCCCUGAAAAUCCGAAAGAGACACGGUUCGUCGAUAUUGCCAAGGUUUUCAAGUCGAGAGGGGAAAUCCUAGAUAGCAUUCCGUGCCUCAAAUCAGGAGCCGAUGGAGUGUCAGACAGCGUCCAUGUCAUUGUGGUCGGUGACUUUGACUCUGAAGCUGGCUUUAAAUUGCUCAACGCAGCUUUAUCUUUAAAGAAGGGGCACCAGGAGGCCGAGAUUCUCUUUCUACACAAUCCUAGGACACUGGAGUUCACUUCACUGGGCACUUCAGCAAAACUGCACCGUUCUUUCAAAGAAGACCACGAAUUAGAUGCAGCGCAAAUCAUGACUAAGUUGGAGUAUUCUGACAGCGCUGAGGGCUCAAUCUCCGAAGCAGAGACUCAGGAGAUAUCUCAAUCUCUGGCAGUUCAGCAAUCCCUUGCUCAAGACCUUGGGUUUGCUCUUGGGACUUCCGGCCUCAUGGUUAAUGGGAGAAUAGUCGGACCACUUCCAAAGGACCCCGUUUUGACAACUGGUGAUUUAGACCAGCUGCUGAAUUACGAGCGUACAAAGCGGACAGCCCCGGUCAUAGAGGCCCUAAAAGACCUGGGACUUGAUGCCAAGUUUUCCUCACCUCUCGAUCUCGCGAAAAUUACCUCGCUCGCUGCUCUUUCGAUGGUCUCCGACACCCCCGAAGGACUCUUUGAUUCCCCUCCACCUAUUCGAGUAAACAUGUUCAACCAAUGGAACACCACUCAUUCUGUGAUAACGCUCUCGAAAGUCGAAGAUCCAACAAUCAGCGUUGUCGCCGUCAUCGAUCCCACAUCCGAAGUAGCGCAGAAAUGGGUGCCUGUUCUUAAAAUACUUUCAGAGUUGGCUGGAGUGAAUUUGAAGAUACUACUGAACCCUCGCGAAGAGAUACAGGAGCUCCCGAUUAAACGGUUCUAUCGCUACGUUCUUCGUUCAGAGCCUUCAUUCAACAGCGAUGGAUCCAUAUUAGAACCCAAGGCAUCCUUCACUGGGGUACCAGUGCAGGCGCUGCUCACACUGGGCAUGGAUGUUCCUUCUCCGUGGCUCGUAGCGCCGAAGGAGUCCGUCUACGAUCUUGAUAAUAUUAAGCUGAGUACCUUGAAGAAGGGAGCUAAUGUUGAUGCUGUUUAUGCUUUGGAAUAUAUCCUUAUCGAAGGCCAUUCGCGAGAUCUGACUACCAAGUCUCCUCCAAGAGGGGUCCAACUACUUCUCGGGACUGAGGACAACCCGCACUUCUCGGACACCAUUAUCAUGGCUAAUUUGGGGUACUUUCAAUUCAAAGCUCAGCCAGGAAUCUGGAAAAUCAACCUGAAACCCGGGCGCAGUCAGGACAUUUUCAACCUUGACAGCGUUGGAGGGUUUGGUUAUACUCCACAACCUGGAGACGAGAACAACGAAGUCGCACUCCUUUCUUUCCAGGGGAUAACUCUCUUCCCUCGCUUGACUCGCAAGAAGGGAUAUGAAGAUGAAGAUGUAUUGCAAGAGUCUGGAUCGCGUCUAGGCUCGGCUAUAAAUUAUGUGUCGAAGGGACUAAAUUUCGCGUCAGACGUUCUUUCGGGUGUCGGCAUUAACCCCAAGAGCAGUGGUGCAGAGAAGCAUGCAGACAUCAACAUCUUUUCUGUUGCGAGCGGCCACCUUUACGAACGCAUGCUCAAUAUUAUGAUGGUUUCUGUAAUGCGGAACACCAAGCACUCUGUCAAGUUCUGGUUCAUCGAGCAGUUUCUGUCACCGUCAUUCAAAUCCUUCCUCCCACACCUUGCCAAAGAGCACGGCUUCUCGUACGAAAUGGUCACGUAUAAGUGGCCCCAUUGGCUACGGGGUCAGCGUGAGAAACAGCGUGAGAUAUGGGGCUAUAAGAUCCUCUUCCUGGAUGUUCUUUUCCCCCUCUCCCUAGACAAAGUCAUCUUCGUGGACGCAGACCAGAUCGUGAGGACCGACUUGUACGAUCUAGUCACCUUAGAUCUCGAAGGUGCCCCCUACGGCUUCACACCGAUGUGCGAUUCGCGCACGGAGAUGGAAGGCUUCCGGUUCUGGAAACAGGGAUACUGGAAGAACUUCCUUCGGGGACUCCCCUAUCAUAUUUCCGCACUGUAUGUUGUCGACCUCUCUCGCUUCCGGGCCCUGGCUGCCGGCGACCGCUUGCGCGGCCAGUACCAGGCCCUGUCUGCCGACCCCGGUAGUUUGAGUAACCUCGACCAAGAUCUGCCAAAUCACAUGCAGCAUUAUAUUCCCAUCAAGAGCCUCCCACAGGACUGGCUAUGGUGUGAAACUUGGUGUUCCGACGAAUCGCUUGCCCGAGCGAAGACGAUCGAUCUCUGUAAUAACCCACUUACCAAGGAGCCCAAGUUGGAUCGUGCCAGGAGACAGGUGCCAGAGUGGACGGCCUAUGACGAUGAGAUUGCUGCAUUGGCCAAUAGGGUCGCUGGCGGUAUUCCCACAGAGGAACCCAGUUACAGCCACGGUGAAGAAGGUCAGAAGGUCCUUGAGGAACCGGCUGGUUGGAAGAAGGAUGAACUGUAG
Molecule: messenger RNA, 4359 nt
Organism: Monascus purpureus
Lineage: Eukaryota; Fungi; Ascomycota; Eurotiomycetes; Eurotiales; Aspergillaceae
Source: the annotation of a GenBank genome assembly